This is a messenger RNA of Cooperia oncophora, 927 nucleotides long. NCBI's taxonomy places the organism in Eukaryota, Metazoa, Nematoda, Chromadorea, Rhabditida, Trichostrongylidae. The record is from the annotation of a GenBank genome assembly.
AUGCAGCAAGUAGAACAAACUCCUUUCCGAAAUGUUAGUGAGGACAUGGCAAGAGAAGGCGAAUAUAAGAUGGCAACUCUUCUUCCGAAAGCGGAAGGACAGAAAGCUAUCCUCGGAGAACGAGAGAAUGAGACCGUGUAUUACCCGGCUGCUGGGCAGGAUGAAACCAGGUUUUGCGUUGUUUGUGGAAAGCACGAAAGAUUCCGCCUCGACAAACAUUUGAGCAAAGAGCACAAUAUUUCAAAGGAAGACGCUCUAUACGAAGUGUGUGGACAAGUUGGACGAGGAAUUCUAAAUAGAAUGACAAGCGCUUCGGUGGACCUCUCCACAAUCCCUACACCACUCCAGCCUGGAGAGUGGUUAAUCUAUAGUGCCUUCGUGCUUCGGUUACGCGAAUGCGGUAUUCCAUUGCUAAAUGAACGACACUUCGAGCGAGCAGAACAACCUGCAAUACAACGUGAGGCCAUUGAAAGAGCAGUUGAGCCGCCUGGAUUGCCAGCUAUAGCAAUACAGGCAGAAGUUGUACAAGAAGAUGUGAGGUCCAUGGAUCAGUCUAGGAACGCCGACCUCCAACAAGGAGAGCAGUCCCCAUACAUCGAAGCCGGCUAUGCUUACAAGUCAACCUUGCAGAAGACGAUGAAUAUCGAGGUUAAACUAACAAAUACACCGCAAAAAGUACAACAAUGGAUGAACGAUGUGGAUAGACAAUUGAAACUAUGGAGAAAAUUAAUCCAGGACCAACAUCCAAUACUGCGAAGUUACGCCAAUAAUCUGAAGAGAACAACAGUAAGAGAUUCGGAGCAGUCAGUUCCCGUACGUGUACACGACGCUGUGCAAGUAUACGACGAAACUCGUCAUACACGGAAAUGUUAUGCGAGUAACGUUGAACGAUUCAUGCUCGUUGCGAUGCGUUCAAGGAAGAGGUGA